CAGUGAAGAAGAAAUGAAAGAUUCCCAGGAUGAAGAUUUUCCAGGAGGGACUUUGAGUUAAAGAAGGCUUCUUAUAUGUAACAAGUGUUGUCAGCUGUAAUGAAGAACACUGUGAGACAGAAGAUUGAAUAAAGCCUUGUAACAACUGGAUUAGAGGUUUAGAAAAGAAAGUUAAAAUUAGUCACUUUGGUUUUAGUGUUCCAAUUUCAUAAUAUUUAUUCUUUCUUUUAAAUAGAUUUAGGGAGUAGAAAUUAAAAUUCAGUGCUACACGAAAGGAUGCACUAAUAUUUGUUCUUUUUUUUUCCUUUUUGUAUGAGAGAAGGAGGUAGAUAACCAAGAGAUAUAGUGAUUCAUAAUGAAAUAUACUAAGUUAAAUUUUAUGAUGUCGGUUCUUGGCAUUAUAAUCUAUGUAACUGAUUUAAUUGUGGAUAUCUGGGUGUCUGUCAGGUUUUUCUCUGAGGGACAGUAUGUUUUCGGUAUUUUAACAGUAAGCUUUAUGCUCUUUGGAACACUUGUGGUCCAGUGUUUUAGUUAUUCUUGGUUCAAGGACGAUUUAAAGGAAUCAGGCCAAGAAAGUCAGCAUUGUUUUCUUCUACUUCAUUGCUUGCAAGGAGGAGUUUUUACAAGGUAUUGGUUUGCCUUGAAAAAGGGUUAUCAUGUGGCUUUCAAGUACACCAGCAAAACGGAUAACUUCGUGGAAGAACAAAUCGAUCCUCAUAAAGAAGUUAUAGAUAGGGUGACAGAUUUGAGCAUGCUCAGACUAUUUGAGACCUACCUGGAAGGCUGCCCACAACUUGCUCUUCAGCUCUACAUCCUUCUGGAACAUGGUCAAGAAAAUUUCACGCAGUAUGCAGCCAUCAUGGUCUCUUGCUGUGCUAUUUCUUGGUCGACUGUUGAUUAUCAAGUAGCUUUAAGAAAAUCCUUACCUGAUAAAAACCUCCUUAAUGGACCCUGUCCUAAACUCGUAUAUCUCUUUUACAAGUUGUUUACAUUAUUAUCUUGGAUGUUGAGUGUUGUGCUUCUUUUAUUCUUAAAUGUUAAGAUUGCUUUACUCCUGUUGUUAUUUCUUUGGUUUUUAGGUAUAUUGUGGGCAUUUAAAGAACAAACUGAUUUUUGUGCUUCCAUAAGUAUGGAAUUCAUAUACAGGAUUGUUGUUGGAUUCAUUCUUGUCUUUACAUUUUUUAAUAUUAAGGGACAGAAUACCAGAUGUCCAAUGUCUUGUUAUUAUAUUGUAAGGGUAUUGGCCACAUUGGGGAUAUUGAUUGUGUUCUGGUCUUACCCACUCUCUAUUUUUAAUUCAGACUAUUUUAUACCUGUCAGCAUCACUAUAGCUCUUACUCUGCUCCUUGGAAUUAUUUUUCUUAUUGUUUAUUAUGGGACUUUACACCCAAACAGAAGUGAAGAAACAAAACUGGAUGAGGUUGAUGGAAAACCAGUUCAAAGAGAUUGUAGAAUGAAGUAUUUCCUAAUGGAAUAAGGUAUUCACUUAAGAGAUAUGUUUUCUUAUUUUUUGUUUCAUUGGUUAGUAAAGAAAAAGUUUGUGUAUAUGUGUGUUAUGUCUUAUUUUGUGCCUUCUCUAAUUUGAGGGCAGUUCUAGUGCAUUAAUUAUGAAUGUUAGAGAGUAUAAUAAUGUUCUUAUUAUCUAAGUUAAUUUCUCAGUUGGUUUUGAAGAUCUUGGGUACUUAGAUAUAUUUGCCUAUGGCCUGGUAGAGUUGCCAUCUUGAGCCUGAA
This is a messenger RNA of Lipotes vexillifer (Yangtze River dolphin), 1731 nucleotides long. RefSeq names its product XK related 9 (gene XKR9). The record is from RefSeq and is a predicted model, not a curated record. Gene Ontology annotation, cellular component: membrane. The coding region runs from base 356 to 1477 and encodes 373 amino acids. NCBI's taxonomy places the organism in Eukaryota, Metazoa, Chordata, Mammalia, Artiodactyla, Lipotidae. The transcript is spliced from 4 exons.